UUUGUUUUGUGGAAGUGAGAUGAUUUUUAGAAGUCUUAGUGGUCCUCCUCUUUAGCAGAACAUUUCUAAAGAAAAAUACAAGAAGAUUUAGAAAUCAUUAGAACUUUGGACUGGACAAACUCAGAAUGGUCCCACAUGGAAACUCUGGAUCUGCUGACUGUAGAAGAUGUUUCACCCUCUUGAGUCCCUCCACUAUGGCUGUGGUCUCCAUCCUUGGUGCCUGUUUGAUCACCAGUUCUCUCGGAGGAGAAGAGAAGGAGCUGAGGCUCAAGGAUGGUGAAGACAAGUGCACCGGGAGAUUGGAGGUGAAAGUCCAGGAGGAAUGGGGAACUGUGUGCAAUAAUGGCUGGGGCAUGGAUGAGGUCUCUGUGAUUUGCAGGCAGCUGGGAUGUCCCACUGCUGUCAAAGCCACUGGAUGGACUAAUUCCUGGGUGGGCUCUGGACGCAUCUGGAUGGAUCAUGUCUCUUGUCGAGGGAAUGAGUCUGCUCUCUGGGACUGCAAACAUGAUGGAUGGGGAAAGCAUAACUGCACUCAUCAGCAGGAUGUUGUAGUAACCUGCUCAGAUGGAUCCAAUUUGGAGAUGAGGCUGGUGAAUGGAGGAAACCGGUGUUCUGGAAGAAUAGAGGUCAAGUUCGAAGGACAGUGGGGAACAGUGUGUGAUGAUAACUUCAACAUAGAUCAUGCGUCUGUGGCUUGUAAACAGCUCGAAUGUGGAAGUGCUCUCAGUUUCUCUGGUUCAGCUAAUUUUGGAGAAGGUUCUGGACCAAUCUGGUUUGAUGAUCUUAUAUGCAGUGGAAAUGAGUCAGCUCUCUGGAACUGCAAACACGAAGGAUGGGGAAAGCAUAACUGUGAUCACUCUGAGGACGUUGGAGUGAUUUGCAUGGAUGGAGCAGAUCUCAGCCUGAGACUGGUAGAUGGAGUCACUGAAUGUUCAGGAAGAUUAGAAGUAAAAUUCCAAGGGGAAUGGGGGACAGUGUGUGAUGAUGGCUGGGAUAGUCAUGAUGCCGCUGUCGUAUGUAAGCAACUGGGAUGCCCAACUGCCAUCACCGCCACUGGUCGAGUUAACACCAGUGAGGGAACGGGACACAUUUGGCUUGACAGUGUUUCCUGCCAUGGACACGAAUCUGCUCUCUGGCAGUGUAGACACCACGAAUGGGGAAAGCAUUAUUGCAAUCAUAAUGAAGAUGCUGGUGUGACAUGUUCUGAUGGAUCUGAUCUGGAGCUGAGACUUGUUGGUGGAGGCAGCCGCUGUGCCGGGACAGUGGAGGUGGAAAUUCAGAAGCUUCUAGGGAAAGUAUGUGACAGAGGCUGGGGACUGAAAGAAGCCGAUGUGGUUUGCAGGCAUUUGGGAUGUGGAUCUGCUCUCAAAACGACCUAUCAGAGUUAUUCCAAAGUUAAGGCAACAGAUACUUGGCUAUUUUUAAGCAGCUGUGUUGGAAAUGAAUCUUCUCUUUGGGACUGCCAGAACUGGCAGUGGGGCGGCCUUAGCUGUGAUCACUAUGAAGAAGCUAAAGUUACCUGCUCAGCCCACAGGGAACCCAGACUGGUUGGAGGAGAAGUUCCCUGCUCCGGGCGUGUGGAAGUGAAACAUGGUGACAGGUGGGGCACCGUCUGCGACUCUGACUUCUCUCUGGAAGCUGCCAGUGUGCUGUGCAGAGAGUUACAGUGCGGCACAGUCAUCUCCAUCCUAGGGGGAGCUCAUUUUGGAGAAGGAAAUGGACAGAUCUGGGCUGAAGAAUUCCAGUGUGAGGGCCAGGAGUCCCACGUUUCGCUCUGCCCAGUAGCCUCCCGGCCAGAUGGGACUUGUAGCCACAGCAGGGAUGUUGGAGUCGUCUGCUCAAGUGAGACCCAGAGAACAUGUUGCAGUUGUUCCUGUGCUGUGAGGAGGGCAGGGUUAGGUAAUUGCAGACAUCUUUUUAAAAGCCCUAUUCUCCUUCCAGGAUACACAGAAGUCCGCUUGGUGAAUGGCAAGUCCCAAUGUGAGGGAAGAGUGGAACUCAAGAUACUUGGAAACUGGGGAUCCCUCUGCAACUCUCACUGGGACAUGGAAGAUGCCCAUGUUUUGUGCCAGCAGCUCAAAUGUGGAGUUGCCCUUUCUACCCCGGGAGGAGCGCAUUUUGGGAAAGGAAGUGGUCAGAUCUGGAGGCACAUGUUUCACUGCAUGGGGACUGAGCAGCACAUGGGAGAUUGUCCUGUCACUGCUCUGGGUGCGUCGCUGUGUUCUGUUGGGCAAGUGGCCUCUGUAAUCUGCUCAGGAAAUCAGAGUCAGACCCUAUCCCUGUGCAACUCCUCAUCUCCGGACACAACGAGAUCUAUCACUCCAGAAGGAAGUGGUGUCACUUGCAUAGGGAGUGGUCAGCUUCGCCUGGUAAACGGAGGUGGUCGCUGUGCUGGGAGAAUAGAGGUCUACCAUGAGGGCUCCUGGGGCACCAUCUGUGAUGACAGCUGGGACCUGAGUGAUGCCCACGUGGUGUGCAGACAGCUGGGCUGCGGAAUGGCCAUUAAUGCUACUGGCUCUGCCCAUUUUGGGGAAGGAGCAGGGCCCAUCUGGCUGGAUGAGAUGGACUGCAACGGAAAAGAAUCUCGCAUUUGGCAAUGCCGAUCACAUGGCUGGGGACGGCACAACUGCAGGCAUAAGGAGGAUGCAGGAGUCAUCUGCUCGGAGUUCAUGUCUCUGCGACUGAUCGAUGAAACCAACAGACACAGCUGUGCAGGGCGUCUGGAAGUUUUUUAUAAUGGAGCUUGGGGCAGCGUUGGUAAGAGCGGGAUGUCUGCAACCACCAUGGAGGUGGUAUGCAGGCAGCUGGGCUGCGCGGACAGAGGAGACAUCAUUCCCUCAUCUUUAGACAAGCCAACAUCCAGGCACAUGUGGGUGGACAAUGUCCAAUGUCCGAAAGGACCGGACACGCUAUGGCAGUGCCCAUCUGCUCCAUGGAAACAGAGAGUGGCCAGACCUUCAGAGGAGACCUGGAUCACAUGUGCCGACAAGAUAAGACUUCAAGAAGGAAACUCUAAUUGUUCUGGACGUGUAGAGCUCUGGCACGGAGGUUCCUGGGGAACAGUGUGUGACGACUCCUGGGACCUUGAAGACGCGCAGGUGGUGUGUCGACAGCUGGGCUGUGGCCCAGCCUUAGAGGCACUAAAAGAAGCAGCGUUCGGUCAGGGGACUGGGCCCAUCUGGCUCAACGAAUUGGCAUGCAAAGGAAAUGAAUCUUCCUUGUGGGAUUGUCCUGCUAGACCCUGGGGGCACAGUGACUGUGGGCACAAGGAAGAUGCUGCUGUGAGGUGCUCAGAAAUUGCCAUGGCCCAAAGAUCAUCAAAUGCUGGAGGUCGCUCAUCUGUUGUUGCAUUGGGGAUCCUUGGCGUCAUUGUGUUGGCUUUUCUUGUUGCUCUCCUCUUGUGGAUUCAGAGGCGAAGACAGCAACAGCUGCUUACAGGACCUCUGUUGUCAGUUUCCUUGAGAGGAGAGAAUUCAGUUCACCAAGUUCAAUACCGGGAGAUGAAUUCUUGCCUGAAAGCAGAUGAUCUGGACGUGCUGACUUCCUCAGAAAAUCCCAAUGAGUCAGAUGAUUUUAGUGAUGCUGAGCUAAUUUCUGUGUCUAAAUCUCUUCCUGUUUCCGGAUGAAAAAGAAGACCAUUCUGAGGUACACUGAAAAGAAAAAUGGGAAUUAAACUCAAGAAGUUCAGCCUUGAAGACCCCAUGAUGAAGACCUGAACAAUGGAAUGGAGCAAGAAUCCACCUGGUUCACUGAGGAUUCCAAUACAUUCUUUGUCUCCUAGUGUCCUGAAGGCUGCUGCUGAAUUUAUAAAAAUUAAAUUGGUGAAUGUGACUAGAAACUGUUUAUAAGACUUUCAAGGGGAUUAAAUAAAAAGGAAUAUUGCUGAUUUGAA
This is a messenger RNA of Mustela erminea (ermine), 3892 nucleotides long. It is a transcript of the gene CD163, whose product is annotated as CD163 molecule. Lineage: Eukaryota; Metazoa; Chordata; Mammalia; Carnivora; Mustelidae. The transcript is spliced from 16 exons. The coding region runs from base 126 to 3626 and encodes 1166 amino acids. Gene Ontology annotation, cellular component: membrane. The record is from RefSeq and is a predicted model, not a curated record.